ACAAUUUGUUUUAGUAACGCCACUGAUUUAUAUUAAACAAGAACAGGAAAGGAAACGAAUAGAAUCAAAAAAAAAUGGAGUACUCCAAUUUAAUGCUCACCUUUAUUUUUGGAUUGAUUAUGUGCGCGGGAAUUGUGACUUCUGGCGAACCCAAGUGCAUGCUGAACGAAUCAAAUGAAAGUGCCAUUACUUAUGAUGACAACAAAGGCUUGAAACUACAGACGAUCCCUUCCGUGGUGACCAUGAUAUUCAAGAAUUUUGUUGUUCAUUUGAAGGGGGAGUUAGAACAACUGCGGGACAAUAUGGAAGUCCUAACGGACAUCUAUAUACGUAGCCGCAAGAUUAUAAGACGUAAGCAGAACUCCCUCCAAAAGGAACCCAAUGGAAUGCCCCAAGAUAUGCAGAAAAUGUCUCGCCCUGCAUUUGGUCAGUUUAAGAACAGGAAGAACAACAGCGAUUUGAUGCCUCUGUCUAAUUUGCGAUCUCUGGUGAAUCAAACGACUGGGUCCAACUACAUUGUGUUUUUUAAAGGCCACAACUUCAGACUGGCAAAUGAAACGCUCUCCGCUACCGCCUAAGUUAACGGAAAACCAAGAAACUCUUUUUGAACACAACAAUAUGCACUUAUAAUUUCCAAAACUUAAACUAUUAACAAUAACAUCAACAUCAACAUUAUCUUAUUUGGUACAUUCGACUAUGAUUGCCUCUAUAUAAACUUA
Drosophila elegans is the source of this 719-nucleotide messenger RNA. RefSeq lists its product as uncharacterized. The record is from RefSeq and is a predicted model, not a curated record. Lineage: Eukaryota; Metazoa; Arthropoda; Insecta; Diptera; Drosophilidae. The transcript has 2 exons. Bases 75 to 578 code for a protein of 167 amino acids.